AUGAACAACUUGCAUGCGCUGCAGCCACAGGACACCUCCAGCAUUUUGUGGGCCUUGGGCAAGUCUGGGGCCAUCCGCGAGCCACUGAUGGCAGCUUUUUGCAGCAUCGCACAGUCUGGCGCAGGCCGCUCCGAACCCCAGGCGCUGUCCAACACGAUUUGGGCCCUUGGCACCUUGGGAGUGUUUGGCGAGCCCCUCAUCCGGGCGCCCAGCACCGCCAUCGCGGUGAAGGCGGCGCAGCCCAACCCGCAGAACCCGUCGAACGCCCUGCGGAGCCCAGCCUCAUCGAGCGCCAGCGGCGUCGCGCCUUCCGGGACCACCGUUGCUGUGGCCAUGACGCGCCUCUCCGAGCCCAACACGCAGAACUCGUCCAACAGCGCCCGGGCGCGUGGCACUGCCGCCCUUGCGGGCUCUGCGUUGCUCGGGGCAGCCGCAGAAUGCGCGCGAGCGAAGGCGCUCGAAGCGGCCGACUCCUUCGCGCCGCUGGAGCUGACAAACCUGGCGCGGGCGCACGCCACAUCGGGGACUUGCAGCCCGGCGCUGCUGGGCGCUCCUGCGGAUCUUGCGGAGCAGCGCGUGAUGCAGUCCCAGCCCUUCAACCUGGCCAUCCUGGCGCGGGCCUUCGCACGCCUGGGCUACUACUCUGGGCCGUCGUCAGAUGCGUCGGCGGAGCGGGGCAUCCAAGUCAUGCCGCAGCUCGGAGCGCAGGAGCUGUCCAACAUGGCACGGACCCAUGGCACUUUGGUUGCGAUGAGGGGGUCCUUGGCGGAUGCAGCUGCAGAGAGGGCAGUUCAGACUUCAGGCUUACCUCUGCCGCAGCACGUGGCAAACACCGCGUGA
Molecule: messenger RNA, 840 nt
Organism: Effrenium voratum
Lineage: Eukaryota; Dinophyceae; Suessiales; Symbiodiniaceae
Source: the annotation of a GenBank genome assembly